This is a messenger RNA of Rhipicephalus sanguineus (brown dog tick), 5420 nucleotides long. RefSeq lists its product as uncharacterized. Gene Ontology annotation, molecular function: growth factor activity; Toll binding. The transcript has 10 exons. The record is from RefSeq and is a predicted model, not a curated record. Lineage: Eukaryota; Metazoa; Arthropoda; Arachnida; Ixodida; Ixodidae. Gene Ontology annotation, biological process: central nervous system formation; innate immune response; regulation of Toll signaling pathway. Gene Ontology annotation, cellular component: extracellular region. Bases 1 to 2889 code for a protein of 962 amino acids.
AUGCUUGAUGUUGCGACGAAGAAGGUGCUACGAGAAAUACCCGGUGGCCGCGAUAGUGGCGUUGGUCAUCAAUUCCGUCAGCUCUCCGGACUGGGAAACAACCACACCCGCAGGGCCACGAGCAGUUGUUCUGACAACCUCUACGACAACGACGACCACAACUACUACGACCCCUCCUCCUCCACCGCCUCCUCCUCCUACUCCAUCGACAACCGCGCCGGCGCCUACGAGCUCCGCCUACAUCAAGCGAGGCCAACCACCAGAGGUCGACCCGUUAAGCCCCAGUGCCUGGAAGGCUGCCGAAGCAGGAAACUGCGGCUCAAAGAGCACACGCUGUUCACCACCGAGCAGGCAACAGAGGCAUCAACUACUGCCCAUCCUACGAGAAAGUUUGGCGUGACCCGUCGUCAGCUUCCACCCCUCGUUCGCGGCUAUAGGAGCAAACCGACCAAGAGCACGCCGCCUACGACCACGCCACCGAGGAGGGCUUACGUGAGACCCGCGUUAUCUGGGAGAAAGUACACUCCAGCGAUUCCACGUCGACCUGUGCUGGCGACGUCCACCAGCACCACGUCUUCCUCUACAAGUAGUUCGUCGACAACGACUACAACCUCGACGAGGCGGCCUUUCGUCUUCGGUGAGCGCAAGGUUCCCUCCUGGUAUGGCCAGACGAGCACGAGCACAACCACGACGUCAACUACCCGCCCGCUGCUGUCAACACCGCUCGCCAGACUGGGUCGUAGGCCACCGGGUCUGCGCUACAAGCCCGACGACUUGUCGCCAGGGUUCGGGCCUCGACCAAGGUUGUCCCUGCGUCCUCUGCCGUCAGUGAUUAGGGACGCCGUGCCUCAAACAGUCGAGAAGGACGAGUUGGAGCUAUCUCAGUCGGUUCAAACGCCAAAUGGGCGAAGGCGCCUGGUCAAUGACGUUCCCGCAAGGGUACAUUUAGUGAAGGGUCAGCUACCCGAUCUACCAACGCCACAAAUAGCGCACAACGAGACAGAGACCAUUAAGUAUGAAGGCAGGCAAGGAGGCUCCGAUGAAGGCGGCGAAGUUGUACGGUUUGUGGCAAUACCACAUUUCGUGGAAGGAAACACCCCGUCGAGGAGGGCCGAUUUCAAGGAAAGUUCGAGGGUUCCUUUCAGAAGGAUCUUCAGAAAUCCUUUUGUGGUUCCAGUAAGAAGAAGGUUCCCUUACGCCGGGCCCGUGGCCGUGUUCCCGCCCUCCCUGUCCUCCAUUGAAGACAGCAGCAGCCAGGACGAAGAGGUUAUCCGCAUUCCGGUGCAGAGGCCAGAGAGUGGCGCCUUCCCAGCACUGCAACCGCCCCCUGCCCUGCCGCUGCGAGUGGUGCGGCCGACGUAUCCGGGAGCUGUGGGGCACCAGGCUAGCGCAGCCGUGGCGCCGGUGCCGCCUACAGGCAACGCCGUCCACGAGUCGGCGUUCGCGCAGCCGCGGCCGCCCAUGACUCUGGGUAGUGCCAACCUGCCCAGUCGCGUGAGCCGUCCCAAGCCGGAGGAGCCACGCUGCGACCGCUUCUCCGAAGACAUCUGCCUCGACGACUUCGAGUACCCAACGGCGGCCAUUCUGGACACGAUCAGCCGGCAGCGAGCGCGCUUCGACACCAUGUACGCGGAGGUCCGUGAUCGGAGCCCCCAGGUGGACGGCGUGACGCGCAAGCAGGAAGAACGCUACACGCUGCGCCACUACUUCGGUGGCGCCGAGCGUGACAGCCGUCCACGGGACUACGCACCCGACGGCGGGUUCCUGUGCCCGUCGGAGAUCCUAUACGAGCGGCCGCGCCGGGCCCGCAACCAUCUGGGCGUCUGGAAGGUCAUCGUGAACAUUGGCGAGUACCGCCAGACCAUGCGCCUGGAGAAGUGCCUGAGACCGAAUCGGCCAUGCUCGUACGUGCUGGAGAAAUACCAGAGUUCGUGCAGCCAAGUGUACAGCUACCAGCGUCUGCUCACCUUCGAGAAAGGCAAAGGGCUGCACAUUGACAUAUUCCGCGUCCCGUCAAGCUGCUCCUGCCACGUGAAGGGCUUCAGCCCGUUCCAACGCCACGACGAGCCUGCCACACCAAUACGCCAACAGCCACCGUUCGAGUACGACCGGACCGCGUACACCAGCGCGACUAGCCUGGCAGCCGCCAAAGAGCCCGACAAUGGCGGCGGGAGGGCGAACAAUACGCUGUGGAUAAUCUUGGGUAACGGGAAAGACCUCGAUCCGGAAACCAAGGCUCGACUAGUGCAGCAGCUGAGGCAGUACCCGCAGCUGGCCGAGCAGUUGCCUCAAGGAGAGAAUGUCCGCGAGCUAGUGAACGAGGCGGACGAGUACCAGAGGCCGUACACGCGGACCGAGCCGACGAGGACGCCCGGUUACGGGGUCCACCACUACGGCAGCACCCACAAGACGCGAGAGGAGAGGCCGCAGUUGCUGAACGCCGCGCCACCUCGGUGGUCGCAGCGCCCCGUGGCGAACGAGCCCUUCAAAUACGUGCAGCCCAACCGCAUCAGGAGGCCACCGCCACCGCCACAGGCGCCCACCGAUUAUGAGGCAGAGGAAGCCCUCCCACCUGGGGCCAGGCCGCGCUACUAUCAGAAGCCAUUUAAGGCGUCCGAGGAGGACGCUCUCUUUACGAGGUACCACGAACCGGCGCGAGAGCGGCACCCGCACGUCGGCCAGGCGUCGCAGGGCUCGGCGGACGUGCGGCUGGCCCACGGGCCGACCGCGGCGCCGCGGGGCGACGUGCUGCUCGUGGAGCCCGUGCGCCAGAGGCCGUACGGCAAGCGCUUUCAAGUCGUCACCACCACCGAGCCGUCCACGACCAGAGACGUGGCGAAGAAGAUAAACUUCUCCUACCAUCCCAUCAUCGACUACAUCACAAGAUAGCCGCCGUGCGAGCAAUCCUUUUCAUCCCUUUCGAUGUCAUGCUUGCCUCUUUUGUUUCUCUGUGUUUGCUCACACGAAUGCGGCUUAUCGACGCAGUAACUGUAGUCAAGGUGGACCUCCUCAGAAGCGGCAAGGCUCCAAGAAAUGGACCCGCCGUACAGCGCUUCAAGGCCGGCCACGACGCAGGUUGCUUCAAAGCCACCCAGUUCAUACGACCUGACGCCCCGGUGUUUGUCUUAUGUCAAGCUCGCGUUAAUGUACGAGAUAAAUAGUGCCCAGUAAAAUUUAUAAGAGUAGCAGCCUGAAAAAAAAAAAGCCUAAUCGUUGUACAAUGGUCAAAACCGUGCUCCAUGAUGGAAAAUUGAGCACAGUGCGGGAGUAAAAUAACUGUGAACCAUGUGAUUGCAGAAAGGCGCCUAUUCGUUAAAUACGUCGCCGGCUUUCUAUGCACGAAGGCGUCCAUAAAUUCGUAAGUCCACGUUUAACGAGAGGUUCUCAGAGUAAUGGUGUUUCCAUUUUUUUUAUUUCUCUGUUCCCUUGCUGUAAUUUACAAAAAACGUGUGGGCUCCAAGGAGGAAAAACAAGAGACAAAACAAGAUAAAAAAGAAGAAUGGUAAAAUCGACGCUGCUAAUCUGGAACCUCUCACCAUACCUAAGCAUUUGAUCAUGCAAUGUAAGCAUUUGUGUAUUCAAGGUUAUUAUGGAGAAGGCUGCUCGACUAACCGAAAAGGUAGUCAACGCUUCGGCCUGCCAAUAAUUCAAAUGUCCUUCUCCAGGUAGGCUCAACGAUACACAUUUCACGUUGCACUUAGAUUGUAAAGCAUUGUUUAAUUCAAGCUUUUUCAUGCGGCGCUAUGCUUGGGGAAUAAGCAAGGUAAUACUUGCCUCUUAGGACGAAGCUUCCAACAUUCACGUGCUAGUUGUGUUAUUAUUAUAGCUGUUUUCACCAAACAUUACAACUGCAAUUACUCCCCUCUCCAUGUGGCGUGAAAGCUCGCUGUCUAUGCUACGUCUUCCAGAGCCAGUUUGGGGCGGAAUGAACGAUGCUCUUCGUUCGCGAGUGCCCUUUGUCUUUGGCCGGUCGUCUUCGCUAACGAUAUGUGCAGUAUCACGCAUGGCCGGAAUGUUCUCUUGCCAAGAAAUUGAGCGCAAGAGGUUUAAGGUAACACGGGCUCUGGGUGUGUUGCCUGUGAAGUCGUUCUGUACACAAGUGCAAGCAUUUUCUUGUGUUCGAUAUCUUUGCGACCAGCUAACGAGUCGCGGUAUUUCCUCUCAGUAGAGGUUUAGAUGUCUCUGUAUGUCUGGUGUUACUAUUUGUUCGUGGCUUGUGUAAAAACCAGGGACCGAAUUUUGCGAAGUUUCUCUUUUGUAAGCGCUGAUUGCCAUUGGCCAGUCGGGUGAACGCUACGGCAACGCCCAGCAGUGUGAUUGGCUCAAUUUUUUUUCUUACAUAUAAUUUUACGAUAACAGUUUUUCUGAAUAUGGGCCACGGAUCCAAAAUUACAAAGCUUUUAUUUGUCCUCUUUGGGUUGGCCGGUAAUGUCGUCUAAUAUUAUAACCAUGCGGCAGGAUUGGCUCGCGUUUGCUCUUAUGAGCAAUUAUGGCGCAAGGAGUUUUGUUUUCUUUCUUUUGUGUGUGUGUGUGUUUGUGUUUGCGCGAAUACCGGCCAAAAUGAUUUAAUUUACAUGCACCGCAAGCCUACACAAAUGUUUGAAACAUUAUUUUGUCUUGCAACAGAUUUUUGUCUCAAUAUGUGUUAACACCCUAACGUAUCUUUGUACUAAAAUCAAGUGACUUCUUUCUUGAAAAGUGAAAUAUAGUUGCUGAACAGAAAACUGUACGUGGAAGUCCGUCGAGCGAAACAAAGUUAAGCAUAGGUUACGAAAUAUAAGGCGAAGGUUCGUGCUACUGUUCUGUGUGCUUAUAAAAGAAACAUCUUUUUUUUUUUUUGUACUGUUGGUAUUGCAGGAUAUACACAAAACCAAAGCUUACUAACCACUGAGUGUUCGCGAUCCCUAAGUAUACGGCAUUUUUGAGUAAGCAACGCAUUUUAGAGCGGCGAGCAGCAAGUAUCAAUAAGAAUUUAAUUUGCCUUGUUCUUGGAAGGCUUGAUUUUUUAUAUGAUUCACUGAGCUGCAAACAAAAAAAAAAAAAGUUGAAUGCUACGCUUUCCGCUAAGCCGUCGCAGAGGUGUUGCUUUUACUCCGAAGCCCUUUUUCCUCCUUCCCUUUUCCUUUACUUUUUUUUUUCGUGAGUGUUGUGCUGUGUGAAUAGUCGUGCUGUGUGCCUUUCUGUACAGUAGUUCCUGGUUCGCCACUACUGCCAUCGAUUUUGCUACGUCGCAAGCUCGCGUUUGCACAUUAUUUAUUGUUGUACCAUAGGCGCUCUGUCCUUCUUUCAUGUGAUCGUGUCGCUAAUCGCAAGACUGUAGCAGGCAUUGUUGUAUUUCAUUUUUAAACCAGUUCACAUACACAAAGAAGGAUAUGUAUAUGCUGUUGCUAAUAAAGAAGUACUCAGCGUAUGCGCAAGAA